Exophiala oligosperma is the source of this 2889-nucleotide messenger RNA. RefSeq lists its product as uncharacterized. Gene Ontology annotation, molecular function: protein binding; histone H4K20 methyltransferase activity. Bases 371 to 2659 code for a protein of 762 amino acids. The transcript has 2 exons. Gene Ontology annotation, cellular component: nucleus. NCBI's taxonomy places the organism in Eukaryota, Fungi, Ascomycota, Eurotiomycetes, Chaetothyriales, Herpotrichiellaceae. The record is from RefSeq and is a predicted model, not a curated record.
GUCCUCCCUUUUCUUCCUCUGAAAAUAUGAGUGAAGAAGACUGAUUCUCUUCUCCUAUCGAGCCGACAAAUUGAGAUCUCGCAGACUCGGCCUACGCGACCAUUAUGUCGCAUUUCAUUCACUUGUCCUUUGCUCACACCAUCCUCAGGCUGGCCUGAAUCGGACCGCGUUUAAUCUGCGACCCUCGAUCAGCCACUUCGCUCAUUACUGACGCCCUACCCUUGCACCCCCAGCAUUUAACCCACCUCCAGGAUUGCACAGUUCUCACUGUCCCUCUCAACAGAUCUUCGCGUCCUCGUCUACGAUUUUCAGCCAGCUCGACCGACCGUUGUUUUUUACCACCCUCCUACGCGCUCGAAAACACGCGACCAUGGGUCGACGUGUGCCUCACGGGUCUGAAAAGACUCAGAGGCUGUCUUUGACCGAGUUGGCAGCCCAUGACGACGUUUGUUCCGACGCGUUAAUAGAUAAUGCCUACUAUAAAGCAAGAAUACGGAAGAACCGGACCAAGCAUUUUCCCAUCCGUGGUAUCAAGGAGGAUGAAGUCCCUAGGAUUCUCCUGCACAAAGUCAUCGUCGAAAAAGACAUGGUGGCCGCUGAAAAAGCGUUGCUAGCACUCCCUGGGCUUAAAAGGUACAAAAGAAGCUUACGCACAAAGUCGGAACAAGAACACUUCCUCAGCCAUCUUCGAAAGUACAUUGCCAUGUACCAGACCGACUGUCCUUGGGAAGUUUCUACCACGAACCGAUACACCAUCACGACCUACGAGGCGGCUGUGACUGCUCGACGACGUAUUCGACAGGGUGACACUGUCAAAUAUUUGAGCGGCACACUCGUGCCUCUGACCACGGAAGAAUCUGCUGAUUUGGACAUGACUAAUCGUAAUUUCAGUAUUGUGGUAUCGGCUCGCAAGAAGAACUCUUCCAUCUUCCUUGGUCCUGCCCGAUUUGCCAACCAUGAUUGUAAUGCCAACGGCCGUCUUGUUACAAGAGGAGAUGAUGGGAUGGAAGUGGUGGCCGUGAAGAAUAUUGAUGUCGGAGAUGAAAUCACCGUGUCAUAUGGAGAUGACUAUUUUGGCCCUGGCAAUAUCGAUUGUCUUUGCCAUAGCUGUGAAGAGCUUGAACGGAAUGGUUGGACUUCGAAAACAGCCUUCCUCGGCCCCGACAGCCAAACCUCAACGCCUGGUCCCGAUUCACAACCAAGCCCUCAACCUCAGCCUCACCCUCUGAAGAGGAAGCGAGGAUCGGAAUUGUCCUCUUAUUCGUCCUCGGCACCACCUCCAUCAAAAUACCUGAAAGUCACGUCAUCUCCUUCCAAAUUGCAACAUUCUUGGACGCCUCCCGGGAGCGCUGUUUCCGAUUCAGGAUUGGAGACAGGUGUGAGGGAGAUUGCAGAUACUGCUGGGCAGCAGGCAAGCCCAAGUCCACCAAAACAGUCGACGCUCUCGCCGCCUCCCAGCCCAUCUCAGCUAGCAGAUCUCGAUAUGCUCGAACACGAGACAGGACCUGAAAUACUUGCACAGAAACCUGGGCCACAGCUUCCGUCACCAAGGUCGAUGGCCAAGAAAGGACCUCGUGAAAGCAAAAUGACGGCAAGGCUCCUGGGCAAAUUGUCAGCUCGUGCACCGAUAUCACCAGCCCCAACAUCCCCUUCAAGUCAUGGUUCGGCUUCUGAUCCCACAGCCUCAACCCACGCAGUCCCUGCUGUGUCAUACACGGAUGCUCCAGUUACAAUCAAAGUUGAAAGUGUGGAAGCCACCAAAAUUGAAGCUGACGAAGAUACGAUUAUCGUCACCAACCGCCAACCGACCUCGGCCGGAUCAAGCGAGCAAUCCAAGGAUGCAGAUGCUCGGCAAAAUGAGGCAACUACACUUCCUGAGCCGACACCUCAUGUCGUUUCGACCCUCACUACCACGACCGUUACCAAAGAUGUACACGUACUAGACGAGGUCAGCAAUAGGAAUCCAGAAGCCAGUGUGUUGCCUUCGAUAGAGCCAGUGAGCAAUUCCAACACUGUGGCCACAUUGACCGUCCAUCCUGUCACCGGCACCAUCCGUAUCGCCGGUGAUUAUAUUUUGACGCGAAAAUUACUCGCACAGCCACAUGAUCGGUGGGUGCAAUGCCACAAUAACUUGUGUUUUGGUUUCUUCAUCCAGCCGAAUGGGUAUCAAACCCGACGCGAGUGUCCUCGGUGUGAAAGACACAGCAUGUUGUAUGGCUUUCCAUGGCCCAAGACCGAUCCCGAUCCUCGCAAACUCCUAGAAAGAACCGGACGCAGCAAGAAAGAUGCGGUCGAAUAUAGUGCAUACAGACGUAAAGGACGUUGCGGCAAAGGGACUUGGGUCGAAGGCGGUGGAGAUGAAGAAGAAAGAGUGAUGGAUCAUCGAACCAUUCACCGUUUCGUCCUGCCGGAUGAGGAAAGGGAGAUUACCAGGAGAGGACUCCUUAAAGAGGCUGAAGAUGCCAGGGCUGCGGGAGAUCAUGUGGUUGCACUUCUAGAGGCCAAGAUGCGAGCUGCUUCGAGAGGUAUGGGCACUGAAAGUGCUGCACGAGGGAGUGAAAGUGACAAUGGUUCCGCGACACCCGAUGAAAACAGACGAAGAAGUAAUCGGUUUGUCACGAGACCAGUUGGGGUGUAUACUGAUAGGUAUGCACGUUGAGCCAUCUGAAUCCAGUGGUUGUGUGUUUGGCUCGAGGUAAAUCAGCGGCGUAGGCCGUCAUCGUCAAGGAGAAUCCUCUUUCAGUCGAUACUUGAACAUAAUGGAUGUGCUUUGAGAGACGGAGCGAGUAGAGAUUUAUUUUGUACGAAUAGAGGAUGAGUAGAAGAUGCUCAUACUCGACACAUGUACAGAAAACCAAGCAUUGAAUGAAGCAAUUGAAACAUGAAAAC